Drosophila subobscura is the source of this 872-nucleotide messenger RNA. RefSeq names its product CCR4-NOT transcription complex subunit 11 (gene Not11). The record is from RefSeq and is a predicted model, not a curated record. Gene Ontology annotation, cellular component: CCR4-NOT complex. Gene Ontology annotation, biological process: negative regulation of translation; mRNA catabolic process. The coding region runs from base 122 to 808 and encodes 228 amino acids. NCBI's taxonomy places the organism in Eukaryota, Metazoa, Arthropoda, Insecta, Diptera, Drosophilidae. The transcript is spliced from 4 exons.
CUCUAACCUGUUUCUGGCAUUGUUUGUUUAUAAAAUAAUAAUUUUAGCGUUUCUUGAGAGUUCUACCCCACUAUUUUGAAUAUAUAUAGUUGGAGCUCGAGCUUGAGGACAGGUCUCAAUCAUGUUUCUAUCUAUCGCCCCCCCGCUAAUGGACUUUGAGGACGAAUUGCUGUGGAUAAAUCAGUCGAACAGUGGAAAGCUGAAAAUAUUAUAUGACAAAUCGAAUUAUGUUACCCCCAAUACAAAGCUGCUCAUUGAACAAGCGUUUCUGCAGCCCCUAAGUCUUCAGGAUCAACAGAUUUUGUUUGAUGAUUUGCUGAAACAGAACUCUGACAUUGCGCACCAAUAUGGGCUGACACCGGCAAAGCUACCCCUGCUGGUUGAAAACAAUCCACUCAUUUCCAUUGAAAUCUUACUAAGACUGAUGAUGACCUCAGACAUAACAGAGUACUUCAACAUAUUGGUCAAUAUGGACAUAACGUUGCAUUCCAUGGAGGUGGUCAACAGAUUAACUACGUCGGGCCCUUUACCCACAGAGUUUAUACAUUUGUACAUCAGUAAUUGUAUUUCCACCUGCGAGACAGUCAAAGACAAGUACAUGCAAUCCCGUCUGGUACGGCUGGUGUGUGUGUUUCUCCAGUCUCUAAUUCGGAAUAAGAUUGUUAAUGUCAAGGAAUUGUUCAUUGAAAUUGAGGCCUUCUGUGUUGGUUUUAGCAAAAUUAAGGAAGCAGCUGCUCUAUAUCGUCUCAUUAAACAUUUGGAAACGGGAGAGAGUGCACUGUCCUCGAAUGCCUUAACGAAGCAAUAGACAAUAGACCCACCUGUGCGUGUAACUUUUUUAUGCAAUGAAAAAGCUGUUGAUGAAAUGCCAA